Molecule: messenger RNA, 1422 nt
Organism: Colossoma macropomum (tambaqui)
Lineage: Eukaryota; Metazoa; Chordata; Actinopteri; Characiformes; Serrasalmidae
Gene: cryl1
Product: crystallin, lambda 1
Exons: 8
Coding region: 110-1057 (315 amino acids)
Biological process (GO): fatty acid metabolic process
Molecular function (GO): L-gulonate 3-dehydrogenase activity; NAD+ binding
Source: RefSeq, a predicted model, not a curated record
CUCCGCCCUUUCUGCGCAUGUUUUUUCCAAGUUCAGCCUGUGUUUAGGAUUCUUUGGCUUCAAAUGAAUUGCGAGUAAUUUUUUGGGUUCGUGGUAGCAGAACACCACAAUGGCUUCGUCUAAAGGGAAAAUAAUUACAAUUGUAGGAAGUGGCCUUAUUGGACGUUCCUGGGCCAUGGUGUUCUUGAGUGGAGGAUAUAAGGUUAAAAUCUAUGACAACCAACCGGGACAAGCAUUAAGGGCCAUCACAGAUAUCAGGAAACAAGUUGAGGAGCUCCAGGAAGCCCAAAUGCUCAGAGGAAAGCUCAGUGCCGCAGAGCAGCUGAGUCUGCUCAGCAGUCAUGAUGACCUUUCCCAGGCACUAGAGGGUGCAUUUUUUGUUCAGGAAUGUGUGUUUGAGGAGCUGGAGGCCAAGAAGAGUGUUUUUCAGGCAGUGGAAAAACUUGUGAGUGAGGAUGUCGUCCUCAGUAGCUCCACCUCCUGUUUGAUGCCCAGCAACGUCUUCUCUCUUGUCCAGAACCGCACUCGCUGCAUUAUAUCCCACCCGGUGAACCCACCCUACUAUGUGCGUUUGGUGGAGCUAGUUCCUCACCCUGAAACCCUUCCUGUGGUUAUGGACUUGGCGUAUGAACUAAUGACUGAGGUGGGACAGGCUCCUGUACGCAUCAGGAAGGAGAUUGAUGGCUUUGCACUGAAUCGAGUCCAGUAUGCUAUCAUAGCUGAGUGCUGGAGGCUUGUUAAGGACGGAGUGAUCUCUGUGAAGGACAUUGAUCUGGUGAUGUCAGAGGGUCUGGGCAUGCGCUACGCUUUCAUCGGCCCCAUUGAAACUAUGCAUCUCAACGCGCCAGAGGGUCUAGAAGACUACCUAAGACGCUACCAGGAGGGCAUGAAAAGAGUGCUGUCUAGUUUCGGGCCUGUUCCUGAGUUUGAUGGAGAGGCGGCAGCUAGAAUCAAUAAAGAGAUCUGUGAGCUCAUCCCCAAUGACCAGGAGCAUCUCUCUGCCAGGAGAGAGAGAAGGGAUCAGCUGCUGAUGGGACUGGCUAAACUGAAGAAAUGAACCACUCCUCCCCCAACACAUGCACAGCCUGAGCUGGAGGAGCAUGGAUCAUCAGAACUGAGCCUGAGCUGCAGCUGUGGUUCAGAAAACAGAGUACAGGCUAAUCCUUGUUGCUCAGGAAUGAUGUUUUGACACUGGAAUAUCUGUACUUUUUCAAGCAAUAGGGCCUCUGGCUAAAAUGAAUACAGAUUUAUAAAUGUUUAAUUAAUUCAUUAGGGACAGUGAUUUUCAGAAUUUCUGAGUGAAUGAACUGAAACUGUGUUUUAUAACCUCAGAUAUGAAAUUGAGUUUUGUUAAAAUGACAUUUACAUGGCCCAACAGAUUGAGCUCACAAUUAAAGGGAAAUAAAUGGGAAUUAGAAUCAG